GGAGGAGAUCAGCAACAUGAAGUCAGAGUUGGAUAAAUACGGGAUCCAGAUGCCGGCAUUCAACAAGAUUGGAGGAAUUCUGGCCAAUGAGCUGUCAGUGGACGAGGCUGCAGUCCAUGCAGCGGUGAUUGCCAUUAACGAGGCGGUGGACAAAGGUCAGGUGGAGGUCACGGCGAAGGCUCUGAGGAACCCUAACGCCCUGCUCACCGACCUGCAGGAGGCGCUGAUGAGCGUCUACCAGGAGAUGAUGCAGCAGGUGAAAACACGGAAAGGAAAGCAGGCGGCCAAGAAGUGUGGAGGUCCAGAAGAGAAAGAUAUCUAUGAAGAGUUUCUGACUCAGAGAGAAAUCCAGGACAACAUCAACAUUGUUAACGUGCGGUCAGCGGUGGAGCAGGUGGAUGAAGCUCUGGACUCUGCAGACGAACUCUCUCUGCUCUCGGCUCUGCAGCUGCCGUGUUUGGCCCUCAGGGGCCUCCGUACUGACAAUGGCCCCUGGUACCUGGACCAGCUGUCAGCAGACCGGCAGCAGAAAGCCCUGGAUGAGGGCUGUGUUGAUCCUCUGGAGCCUGACGAGCUGCAGGAGGGCGUGACCAUCGCCAACCAGGAAGCCCAGAGAGCCCAAACCAUGGAUGCAGCGGUGCAGAGUGUGAAUGCGUCGCUGCGUCUCAGUGACGCCCGUCACACCGUCAGCUGUCUGAUGUCUCCUGACCUUCAGCUUCCUGAAGUGUUUCCGUUCGCUGCGACUCUUUAUCACCGAGAGCUGCAGCUGCUGCAGAGACAGACUGCACAGGGGGCGCUGCAGCAGGAGGAGCUGUUUGUUGCCGUGGAGAUGCUGUCAGCUGUGGCGCUCAUCAAUCAGGCGAUAGAGGUGGGACAUCUGCAGAAGUUCAGCUCCUCGUUGGUCAGUCCGUCUGCAGGACUGUCUGAUGUGGACGACACCCUGCUGGACAGGUACUUUGAGCGUCUGGUUGGUGUGAAGCAGCAGGCGGGCAGAGAUCUGCUGACCUGGAAUCAGCUGCAGGAAGCAAUCAACUCUGUCAACAACUCAGUGCAGGACGAACACCAGCAGCUGCAGUCCGUCGGUCUGGUGAACGAGGCCGUGAUCAGAGGAAACUCUCAGCAGCUGCUGUCUGCUCUGCUGCUGCCCUCCUGUGGUGUAGAGGAGGUUUUACCUGCCAACGCCUGCAGAUACCUGACGCUGCUGACCAGAGCGCGGCAACACAAAGUUCAG
This is a messenger RNA of Plectropomus leopardus (leopard coralgrouper), 1231 nucleotides long. NCBI's taxonomy places the organism in Eukaryota, Metazoa, Chordata, Actinopteri, Perciformes, Serranidae. The record is from RefSeq and is a predicted model, not a curated record.